Lycium ferocissimum is the source of this 1369-nucleotide messenger RNA. RefSeq names its product SAGA-associated factor 29 homolog A-like. The record is from RefSeq and is a predicted model, not a curated record. Lineage: Eukaryota; Viridiplantae; Streptophyta; Magnoliopsida; Solanales; Solanaceae. The transcript is spliced from 5 exons. The coding region runs from base 834 to 1283 and encodes 149 amino acids. Gene Ontology annotation, cellular component: SAGA complex.
AACUUAUUUAAAUUAGAGUUAAUGAAGAAAGUGAAAAGCUUUACAAUAAUUCUGUUAGUAUCAUUUGUAUUUGAGUUAAAAGUUCUAUGCACUGAAAAAAAGGAAGUUAUCCAAUCAGGUCACUUAUUAGGUAAUGCUAUGAGAAAUGGUAAUUAAUGGCCUGCUUAAAUCCUUUGUAUUUACUCCACUUUGUGAAGAAAGUAAAAACUCUUAAGUGAUAAUUUGAUGUAUAUUGGUCUUGUAUUGAUAGUUUUUAUGGAAAUGCCAGUAACCAUUACAUGAGCUUAAGAGUUAUUAAGACAAGUAAAUAUCAACACCGAAGUGGUAAAAUUAGAGUCUGGCAGUCUGAUUUCAAUGCCGACGUAAGUUUGUGAUAAGCAAUAAUGCUAAAGUUAUUUGCUUUAUAGGAUGAUCAAGCAUUCUGAUGCUGCAGUUGGAUAUGCUAAGUUUUAAGCAAAUCCAACCAAUCUAUUGAAAGACGAUGUUAUUUUAGCUAACUAAAAUAAGUCUUUUAACGAUUACUAAGGCCAAGAACCUAAGAUCGAGAGGUUCUAGGUAUUAAUGUCACUGAUUUUUCUACCAAAUUGAGGAUAUAAAAAGAAAAUCAUCUCCAACAAAGAAUUGAAGAAUCCUCAUAAAUUCGAGUUUGCGUGAUUUCCCUAAAAUUCAAAAGUAAGGUAAUCAAACUAGGCACUUGACACGAUACUAAAUUUCCAUUGACUAUGACUAUCGGAAAAAAUGAACCUUUACCGGCGAAGAUCAUUGACCUGUUUGAACUUUGAAGUAGAAACUCGCAUGUGACAUGUAUCUAACUAGACUUGUAGUGUAAUAUUAUGGCACUUACCUUUCCUUGUGCAGCUCCAGAAGCGGUUGAGAAACCAGGUGACAAUUCCCUAUCAAAACUUAAGAUGUUAUACACUCAAGCCAAAGAGCUUUCCGAAAGUGAGAUGAGUAUCUCCAACCAGUUGUUAGGCCAGCUGGAUGCAAUAAUCCCUGCAGGAGGUGCUGGGCAACAACGAAGAAGGAUAGAAGGCAACGAGCAGAAAAAGAAGAGGAUGAAAGGUGACUCCGACAUUCCAAGGCUCUCUCCUUCCGUGCGAAAUCAGCAGGAUUUCUUUGCUAGCCUGAAGGGUGAACAAGUGGCUGCUAGAGUCGCGCAAGAAGAUGGUGAAAAGGAUGAGUGGGUCAUUGUUAAAGUUACUCAUUAUGACAAAGAAUCAAGGAAAUUUGAAGUUCUAGAUGAGGAGCCAGGCGAUGAUGAGGAAGGCGGUGGCCAGAGGUAGCCUUACAAUUGUCUUUGGACAUCUAUUGAUUGUUUUUGCCUAUUUACAUUUUGAUUGUGUGCUUUCCUUUUGAUUGUUUGUGCAUU